Lodderomyces jiufengensis is the source of this 1218-nucleotide messenger RNA. RefSeq names its product pepsin-like aspartic protease. The coding region runs from base 1 to 1218 and encodes 405 amino acids. Gene Ontology annotation, biological process: proteolysis. NCBI's taxonomy places the organism in Eukaryota, Fungi, Ascomycota, Pichiomycetes, Serinales, Debaryomycetaceae. The transcript has a single exon. The record is from RefSeq and is a predicted model, not a curated record. Gene Ontology annotation, molecular function: aspartic-type endopeptidase activity.
AUGGUUUCAUUCAAAGGUGUUUUAGCUACCAUUGCUUUAGCUUUAUUUGCCCAAGGUGCAGUCAUUCCAAAUGAAUUGGAAACAAGAGAUGAUUCUCCAGGAUUUGUUUCAUUAGAUUUUGAUGUUAUUCAAAGACCAUUAAAUAUUUCAGAAACUGCUAAAUUUAUUGCUCAAUUAAAUAGACAAGACAAAAGAUCUUCACCAAUUCCAUUAAGUUUAAUUAAUGAAGGUAGUUCAUACGCUGCUAAAAUUACUGUUGGUUCAAACAGUCAACCACAAACUGUUAUUAUUGAUACUGGUUCAAGUGAUUUAUGGGUUGUUGAUUCAAGUGCUAAAUGUGCUGCAAAUGUUAAUUGUAAAUCUAGUGGUACUUUCAAUCCAUCAACUUCAUCAACUUGGCAAAACAUAAAUGCUCAAUUUGCUAUUGGUUAUGGUGAUGGUUCAUCAUCAACUGGUAAAUGGGGUAAAGAUACUGUUGCUUUCGGUGGUGUUUCAAUUACUGGUCAACAAUUAGGUGAUGUUACUCAAACUUCAGUCAAUCAAGGUAUCUUAGGUAUUGGUUAUAAAGGAAAUGAAGCUAUUACUGAUGCAAACGGUUAUCAAGAUAUUUCAAAUUAUAAUAAUGUUCCAAUUACUUUAAAAAAUCAAGGUAAAAUUAGAACUAAUGCUUAUUCAUUAUAUUUGAAUUCACCAUCAGCUUCAUCAGGUCAAAUUAUUUUUGGAGGUGUUGAUAAUGCUAAAUAUUCAGGUUCAUUGAUUACUGAACAAGUUACUCAACCAGGUACCGCUUUAUUUGUUAACUUAAACACUCUUGUUUAUAACGGUCAAACCAAACAAAUUUCAGGUGAUGUCUUAUUGGAUUCAGGUACUACUUUAACUUAUUUAAGUCAAGAUGUUGCAGCCAAUAUAGCUAAUCAAGCUGGUGCUUAUUGGCAAACUUUCAGUGAUGGUUCAGGUGUUUACUUAAUCAGUUGUAGUGCCAGUACCAGUGGUAGUGCUGUUUUCAAUUUCGAUAAUGGUGCUAAGAUUACUGUUCCAUUAUCAGAAUUUAUUUUCCAAUCCGGUAGUCAAUGUGUUUUCGGAGUUCAGCCAUCAAAUACUAAUAUCUUGGGUGACAAUUUCUUAAGACAUGCUUACUUAUUAUAUAACUUAGAUGCUAACACUGUUUCAAUUGCUCAAGUUAAGUAUACUACUGCUUCAAGUAUUGCUGCUGUUUAA